AUGAGUGCUGGAAGUGGCAGCAAUCUGUCCUUCAAGAGUGAGGAAGAGAACAAAAGCUCGAAAGAUGAGACCCCAGAACAACUCGUUCCCCUGAAGAGAGCAAGAAAAGUCUGUUCACACAGGCACACUUCAAGAAGAGGACGUGGUCCAACACAGCCAAACCCUAAGAAGAAAUGUGUCAACGGCUUCAUUAUGUUCUGCCGAAUGAACAGAAAAUUAUAUAUCAGAUCCUAUCCCGGCAUCCCCUCUACUACAGUCACUAAAGAGUUAGCCAGUCUAUGGCACAUCUUGCCCAAGAGAGAGAGACGUUUGUACUGCUUGAAAGCCUGGAGCUUCAGUCGCCAGCAGAACCGCAAUGUACGCGCUCAAAAACACGAGGCAGAAAUGAAGGCAGAACGCUCUGUGCCCCGUCCACUGCACAUGUUACUGGCCUAUAGAGACAAGUAUGCAGCUGUCAAAUGAAGGUCUUCACACCUCAGUUACCUACUGCAUUGAGAAUAUAUGCUUGAAAGGUCUAAGAAAAACAGGCCAAACAGA
Molecule: messenger RNA, 537 nt
Organism: Sinocyclocheilus rhinocerous
Lineage: Eukaryota; Metazoa; Chordata; Actinopteri; Cypriniformes; Cyprinidae
Product: basic helix-loop-helix and HMG box domain-containing protein 1-like
Exons: 3
Coding region: 1-462 (153 amino acids)
Source: RefSeq, a predicted model, not a curated record